Molecule: messenger RNA, 1509 nt
Organism: Adineta ricciae
Lineage: Eukaryota; Metazoa; Rotifera; Eurotatoria; Adinetida; Adinetidae
Source: the annotation of a GenBank genome assembly
AUGAAUAGUGCAAAGAAGCAAACAAUGAUCACGAAUCCAAUGAAACGCAUGAGAAAAAUCGUUAGUAAAAAAAAACGACGUUAUCAACAAGACGGAUUCGAUCUUGAUUUAGCCUACAUUCGUCCCAAUAUGAUUGCGAUGGGUUAUCCAGCUGAUAAUUAUGAAGGUGUCUAUAGAAAUAAUAUUGCUGAUGUUAGUCGAUUUUUAUCAUCAAAACAUGGAGAUAAAUAUUAUAUUUAUAAUUUAUGUGUGGAAAGCGAACGACAAUACGAUGGUGCACGAUUCCAUAAUCAUGUUUGUUCAGAUUUCAGUUUCGAAGAUCACAAUCCUCCGACGAUUAAAAUGAUACUAGCUUUUUGUCAGCAUGUUUCAGCACAAUUGAGAGACAUGGCUGAUCGAACGAUUGUCAUACAUUGCAAAGCGGGCAAAGGUCGAACGGGCGUGAUGACGUGUUGUUUUCUAUUGUAUUAUUACCAACAAGAGUAUAAUGAUCCAUUGCAAACGUUAAGAUUUUACGCACAACAAAGAACAUCGAAUGAAAAAGGUGUUACCAUACCUAGUCAACGUCGUUAUGUUGAAUACUUGGGCCAUUUAUUAAAUAGUCAAGUGACUUACACACCGAAACAAAUCCUCUUCACCGGUUUACUAAUAACAUAUGAUCUCAAUCAAAUGAAUCAUACAAGUCUUUCCUAUACAGUACGAUUAGUAUCACCUGACCGUCGUAUUCAAUACAAGUCAUUCGAAGUAUCUCUUGAACGUGAUUUGACCAUACGUCGAGAUUUACCAGCCGACUAUUCUGUAUUGGAAGCCACACACAAACAUUUCAUACCUCCAUCGAAUUCUGAAUGUCGAAUUCUAUUGGAAGAAGACGUCCUGAUUGAAAUUUAUCUAACGAAAACACGACGAGCAAAACCUGAAAAAUUAUGUCACUUUUGGUUCAAUACUUUCUUCCUUGUCGACUCGAAACUGCGAACAAUUCUAAGCGACAAUAGCGACAAACAACCGGAAAGUAAUCUGGGAAUACUUAAAUCAUGUUUAAUACCAAAUUAUGGUCACACACAUUUAUAUACAAUGAUCAAAAAAGAUAUUGAUGGUCUACAUAAAGAUAAAUUACAUCGUUUAGCACCACCAUCAUUUUCUGUAUCUGUUCUAUUCGAUUAUCUACCAUCGUCAUCUUCCUUUUCAUCGCCGACCGUUCAACCGGAUCCAAGUUGUCCUCUCUCGGAGAAAUUACCUCAUGUCGAUUUGAAACUAAUCGAAUCGAACAGCAAUUCAUCACUGAUUAUCGGCCCAUCGGAUAAGCUGAUUGAUCAAGAUGAAUUGAAACCAAAUAAUCCAAUAAAUGAAAAAAUAACGAAAAUCAAUGGAAGUCGUCGGACGGAAAGAUCUGCAUCAACGAGUCGUCGUUCAUUUGCUUUAUAUUCCAAUGGUAUGUCCGAUUGGGAUAGUACAGAUUCUGAAUCAGGACCAAAUGAAAGCAAUCCUAAUGAUGAACCUGAUAUAUCAUGA